GUGAGUCGCGAUGUUGGUCGGAUUUUAUAGUCAGGAAUGGUUGAGUUUAACAGCGUGCGCGAUAAGAUGGCAAUAUUAACACAGAAUAGUGUGUAAAUUGAGGACUUCAGUGCAACCGGCCAAAUGAGCUUGCGUGCUUUGUGGAUUAUCUCUCACGAGAAGGGAGAAAAUGUGUCAAUACGGUAUUCAAGGAGGUUUGCUACUGUGGAGCACCGGGCAAAGAGCCUGGCAGGCUCCUCAUAUAUAGCAGUCCCCGAAGAAAACACUGUGCUGCAGCUCCUGCUCACUGAGCUAGGCCUUUCAGACUCAAACAAGUCUUAUGUAGCUCUCAGAGAUGAUUGCCUUCAUCGUCAGCGAUCACCAGCCCUGGAGCUACGUAUGGACGGUCGUGCAAAGGGAAUACUUUGGCCAGUGUUGGCCAUCUCGCAGGGGCCUCUUAUCCUUGCUUGCCUGCCUUUAGUGGAUGCCCCUGCUGAGCCACGGCCACCUCUUGCCAGCCUUCUGUCUGUCUCCCAGGGCCUCACACUCCUGGCAGGUCUGCAGACUUUUCUCCUCAGCUCUGGGGGUAAGCCUGAUAGCGAGGGGCUGGCCUCUCGCCUGGCAAUGUUGCCCUCUGUACUCCUGCAAGUUUGUCCACUUGGCUCACCCCUGGAUGUGCCGCUAUUGGGGGCACCUGCUACACCCACAGUGCCCACUCCCACUGGGAACCAGAAGCAGCCAGCCUGGAAGACAGGGUUCCACCGCGGUCGAGCUGUGGUGAAUGUAGCACUGAUAGAAACCGUACGCUCCAUGCAGUAUGGCAAUCAGAGCAGACAGGACCUGUGGGAUGUUUAUGGCACUGUGACAUGCAAAUGUGAAGUGGAAGGGGUGCUCCCAAAUGUGACGGUCACCCUCACACUGCCACCAAAUGGUUCUCCACUUCAGGAUAUCCUGGUCCAUCCUUGUGUCACGUCACUGGACUCUAGUAUCCUGACUGCCAACAGCGUGGAUAGCUAUGAUGGCUCAGCUUUCUCUGGGCCAUAUAAGUUCCCCUUCUCACCUCCCUUGGAGCCUUUCAGACUAUGCAGCUAUACAUCUCAGGUUCCUGUCCCCCCUAUCCUCGGUUCGUAUCAACUGAAUGAAGAAGAGAGCCAUCUGCAUGUGUCAGUAACCCUCAAACUUCACGAGAGUGUCAAGAACAGCUUUGAGUACUGUGAAGCACACCUGCCGUUCUUUAACAGGGAUCAGAUGGGUGUUGUGGAAGUAAAGGUGAGCUCUGGACAACUGGAUGUCUCAAAGGAGAAGAACCUACUGGUCUGGGGCCUUGGACAAAAGUUCCCUAAAUCUCGUGAGGUCACAAUGGAUGGCAGGAUCAGCUUUUCUGGGCCGACACCCGGACCUACUGACCCCCUCUGCACAGGACUUACAGCCUACGUCAAACUGUAUUUCAAAGUGCCCGACAUGACGCUGUCUGGGUGCUGCGUGGACCAGCAUUCAGUGCAGGUUUAUUCCUCUGCCAAACCACGGAUUGUAACAUCCCGAGAACUUCUGUCCAAAGAGUACUUCAUAUGGAAUUCAAAAGGAACUGCUCCCGUAUCCUCUGGGCAGAUGAUGUUAUAGCAUGGAUACACUGGUGGAAAGCAGCACAGCUAACUAUACUGUAGCAGGAUUGAAGACAUUGCCAAGCAUACACAGUGAUCCAGACAUGACAUGUGGCCCUGUAAAAUGUGUUUGUUACUAUCCCGUUGUUACUGGAGAGCUCACAAAUAAAAAUGUAAAUAGCAGUGAAAGUAAUUUGUAGAUUUGACGUAUUAUCCAACAUUUACAUGUUAAAAACUAAAAAGUUUUUCUUUCACUCAGCACAGUUCAGAAUGUGCAAACCUUGACUGGCAGAAGUAUUGAUUUUGUUGAUGGAUACUUUAAAAAAAAAAACUACCUGCCCCUGUAGUCUAACUUCUUUUAUCCCCCAACCUUCACCCUCCCUCAAAUUUAUCCCAUUUCAGACACAAGGGCCACCCCUUGCUCUGACAGUCCCACUUCAGUGACUCUCCAUCAGCCGGAUAAUUAGCAGCUGGGGCCUUGUCAUCAGCUGUUGCGGGCCUGGAAGAGAGGGGCGGCUGGGCUGUGAAAGGCCAGGCUGCUCUGGCCAGUGUCUUGGCUACAAAAGGCUCCUCAUUUAGAGCUGGCAGGAGGCCUUGCUCCUUCCUAUUCACUCCCCUCCCACCCCCCUUUGACCCUGUCCCCGCCCUGUCAACUAGUGGCUAGUUCAAACACACAACCUCUCCAACCAGACUGUGAUUGAGCGCUGACCCUCUGGCCCUCUGAGACUUUAAAGCAGCCGGCCCCAUUCAGCCAGCAGGACCUGCCUAAUUGGUGAAAAAGUCAAAAGGAUGCAAGUGCUCGGGUCACCUCUUGAGUUUGAUUAGGUGCAUUAACUAAAUUAAUGAAUAACUUAAAGUAUAUGAUUUUGAUCUUUAUUGCUGUAACACAAGUGCCAGAGUAGACCUCCCUUUAUAACCAAUACUUAAUUAUAAAGAAAUGAUUCAAACCGGGGCAUUUAGUUUCUUGUAUCUCACUGUUUACUAUUACUGAACAAACUGAUGAGUUUCAUCCUAACUCUGUUACAUUAGUAGUAUGAAAGCUCCACCUCAGUGUAUGAAGUUGACUGAGUAAGGAGCUGAUGAAGGGUUAAAUCAGAGGAGAUUGUGCCCCACUAUUCCACCGCAGCCAGACUCCUCUGAGUGCCCUUAUUGUCUGCUGUUGGCCUCUUGUGCCCCUUGCUGGUCCAAAUGCUACAUUCUCACGUGGAUUUCCACUCAGAAGGCUGACCAUGACCAAUCCUCUGUCAAUUGGAACCAAUUGCUCACACGGCAUCCUUCACCUUCUUUUUAUGUAGCAGUGCGGAGUGGCAGACACCGAGACCUCUCGGCUCUCCCCCUCCACGAUGAUUGGCUUUAAGGCCCAGUGUGUGUGGCUAGCGAACUGGAAAAGGAGAAGUUUUUUUUUUUUUUUU
Messenger RNA from Chelmon rostratus (copperband butterflyfish), 2992 nucleotides. It is a transcript of the gene ap5m1, whose product is annotated as adaptor related protein complex 5 subunit mu 1. The record is from RefSeq and is a predicted model, not a curated record. The coding region runs from base 124 to 1599 and encodes 491 amino acids. The transcript has 8 exons. Lineage: Eukaryota; Metazoa; Chordata; Actinopteri; Chaetodontiformes; Chaetodontidae. Gene Ontology annotation, cellular component: AP-type membrane coat adaptor complex; late endosome; cytosol. Gene Ontology annotation, biological process: endosomal transport.